This is a messenger RNA of Symbiodinium pilosum, 2046 nucleotides long. Lineage: Eukaryota; Dinophyceae; Suessiales; Symbiodiniaceae. The record is from the annotation of a GenBank genome assembly.
AUGGGCACCAAUACAGAUCCGUAUCAACCCCUUGAGCGGGAGCGGACGAUCAUGCGGCAGAUUCUGGAAUUGUUGCUUGAGUACCAACAUCCGGUCACCAUCGUGACAAAAAGUGCGUUGAUACUGCGUGAUCUGGAUAUAUUGCAGGCGCUUGCUGAUCAGCAGCUGGUGCACGUGCAUUUAAGUGUUACCACGCUGGAUAAUCAGCUGAAAACCAAGCUGGAACCCCGUACCGCAAGCCCGACUGCGCGCCUGCGUGCAAUAUCAGCUUUAGCUGACGCCAGGGUGCCAACAGGUGCCAUGAUUGCGCCGGUUAUCCCAUUCCUGAACGAUCAUGAGCUCGAGGCCAUGGUACAGCGCUGCGCAGAAGCUGGUGCCGGUGCCGUGCAAUAUAUUCUGAUCCGCUUGCCUCAUGAAGUGGCGCCUUUGUUCGAACAGUGGCUGGUUCAUCACUACCCGCUGAAAGCGAAGCGGGUGAUGCAAACCAUCAGAAGCACGCGCGGUGGCAAAGCCUAUUCGGCGCAGUGGUAUCAGAGAAUGACGGGAUCCGGACCGUUUGCCGAAUUGAUUGCGCAACGUUUUAAUGUGGUCGGCAACGCAGACGAUUUUGCUACGGCGCGAAAUGCAUAUGGACCGGUCUUUCUUGCAUUUGCUUUUGCCGCAACCACCGCCAGUGGAGCCACCUUUGUAGGCUUUCCAGGCAUCGGUUACAACGCGGGCAUGGCGGUGAUCUGGUCCGUCUUUCUUUAUCCGGUCGGGGUCUAUCUUGGUGUAUUGCUGUGUUUGCGUCUGGUCAGCAGCAGCGGACAUGAAUUUGGCAGCCGUUCGAUACCAGAGUAUCUGGGUAUUCGCUAUCAAUCUGAUCUGAUCCGGAUUCUGGUAUCGCUGUUCUCUCUGUCUCUGUUUUUCUACCUGGCAGGGCAACUUGUCUCCGGUAUUGUCAUGUUUGAGAUUAUGUUAGGCCUACCGCCGGCAGUUGCGCUGGGUGUAACUGCUUUCGUGUUGAUGGUUUACGUAGUGCUCGGUGGUGCGCACGCAGAUAUUCUUACUGACGGUGUACAGGGUUUCAUCAUGGUGCUUGUCGGUUUACUGGUGAUGAUACUGUUUCUGCUCGGGUAUGGCAUUGAAGGCGGCUUUGGUGGCAUGUUGGAUCAGCUACGCGCCAAAGAUGAGAAUCUGGUGGGCUGGCUCAACAAGAAUGAUGUCCUCUACCAUUCCUGGUGGUCGGUGCUGGCGAUAUUGCUGGCGCAUAUUCCAUUGGGCAUGUUGCCUCACAUCGGCAAUAAGUUGUGGGCGUUAAAAGCGCCUGAACAACGUCAGACAUUUAUCCGCCUCGCUUUUGCCUUUGGUCUGAUCCUGGGGAUGUUAGGCCUGGGUGGCAUCAUGGCGCGGGUCAUUCUGGGUGAAGGUGUGAAUGGCAAUCAGGCCCUGGCUCUGCUGUUUAUCGAGUUGUUUCCCAGCUGGCUGGCGGCUCUGCUGGGUGUAGGUAUUCUUGCGGCAGUGAUGUCUACCGCAGACGGCCUGGUUGUGUCCUCUUCUCAGAUUGUUGCCAACGAUCUUUAUCGUUUAACGUUUGUGCCGCGCUUUCGGGCGCACUUGAGUGAGGCAGAAGUGGAACAACGUGUAUUGAAAAUCAGUCGGGUCAGUACAGUUGUCAUUAUGUUGCUCUGUACGGCGCUGGCCUGGUCGAUGCUCGAUAUGAACGUCACUAUCAUUGUCUGGGUUGGUACGGGUUGCAUGAUGGCGGCAUUUGCCGGGCCGCUUAUUCUCGGCGCGGUUUGGAAAGGUGUGACCAAGACCGGUGCGUUUGCCGGUCUGUUAUCGGGUGGCCUGGUAUUUAUCAUCACUUUUAAUGCCAUGAUAAAACCGGAAUGGUUUGAUCCCGGUAUGUGGCAGAACAUGGCCAUAUGGCUGCGUAUUGAAGCGCCCAAUCCCUGGUCCUGUGCGGCCAUGGGGGAGGUUGUGUCGGUAUUGGUGACCGUGAUCGUAUCUAAACUGACACAGCCUCUGCCCCAGGCGCAUCUGCGUAAGCUUUUUCCUGCGUGA